CUAAACCCAGCGCGCGCUGCCCCGCCGCUCUCACUUCGCCAGCGCCGCCCGCGCCUGCUUUCAUCGUGGGUCCGCGCGUGCUUCAGCUCCAUGGCGCUCCUCGUGCGGCUGCUGCCCCUCGCUCUGGCACUGUCUCUGGGCUUCACCGGGACCCUGGCGGGCCCGGCCAAGUCACCCUAUCAGCUGGUGCUGCAGCACAGCCGGCUCCGGGGCCGCCAGCACGGCCCCAAUGUAUGUGCUGUGCAGAAGGUCAUUGGCACUAACAAGAAGUACUUCACCAACUGCAAGCAGUGGUACCAGAGGAAGAUCUGUGGCAAAUCGACAGUCAUCAGCUAUGAGUGCUGCCCCGGAUAUGAAAAGGUCCCAGGAGAGAAAGGCUGCCCCGCAGCUCUUCCACUCUCCAAUCUGUACGAGACCUUGGGAAUUGUGGGAUCGACCACCACACAGCUGUACACAGACCGCACAGAAAAGCUGAGGCCUGAGAUGGAGGGACCCGGCAGCUUCACCAUCUUUGCCCCUAGCAACGAGGCCUGGUCCUCCUUGCCUGCGGAAGUGCUGGACUCCCUGGUGAGCAACGUCAACAUUGAACUGCUCAAUGCCCUCCGCUACCACAUGGUGGACAGGCGGGUCCUGACAGACGAGCUCAAGCACGGCAUGGCUCUCACCUCCAUGUACCAGAACUCCAACAUCCAGAUCCAUCACUAUCCCAACGGGAUUGUAACCGUUAACUGUGCCCGGCUGCUGAAAGCUGACCACCAUGCGACCAACGGCGUGGUGCAUCUCAUUGAUAAGGUCAUUUCCACCGUUACCAACAACAUCCAGCAGAUCAUCGAGAUCGAGGACACCUUUGAGACACUUCGGGCCGCCGUGGCUGCAUCAGGACUCAAUACCGUGCUGGAGGGUGAUGGCCAGUUCACACUCUUGGCCCCAACCAACGAGGCCUUUGAGAAGAUUCCUGCUGAGACCUUGAACCGGAUCCUGGGUGACCCCGAGGCCCUGAGAGACCUGCUAAACAAUCAUAUCCUGAAGACAGCCAUGUGUGCUGAGGCCAUUGUGGCUGGAAUGGCCAUGGAGACCCUGGGGGGCACCACACUGGAGGUGGGCUGCAGUGGAGACAUGCUCACUAUUAACGGGAAGGCUGUCAUCUCCAACAAAGACAUCCUGGCCACCAACGGUGUCAUCCACUUCAUUGAUGAGCUGCUCAUCCCAGAUUCAGCCAAGACACUGCUCGAGCUCGCUUCGGAAUCUGACGUCUCCACAGCCAUCGACCUCCUCAGACAAGCUGGCCUCAGCACGCAUCUCUCUGGAAAAGAACAGUUGACCUUCCUGGCCCCUCUGAAUUCUGUGUUCAAAGAUGGUGUCCCCCGCAUCGACGGCCAAAUGAAGACUUUGCUUCUGAACCACAUGGUCAAAGGGCAGUUGGCCUCCAAAUAUUUGUACUCCGGACAGACACUGGACACACUGGGUGGCAAAAAGCUUCGAGUUUUUGUUUAUCGAAAUAGCCUCUGCAUUGAAAACAGCUGCAUUGCCGCCCAUGACAAGAAGGGACGGUAUGGGACCCUGUUCACCAUGGACCGGAUGCUGACACCCCCUAUGGGGACUGUUAUGGAUGUCCUGAAGGGGGACAACCGUUUUAGCAUGCUGGUGGCCGCCAUCCAGUCUGCAGGCCUGAUGGAGACCCUCAACCGGGAAGGGGUCUACACUGUUUUCGCUCCCACAAACGAAGCGUUCCAAGCCAUGCCUCCGGAAGAGCUGAACAAACUCUUGGCAAAUGCCAAGGAACUUACCAACAUCCUGAAGUACCACAUUGGGGAUGAGAUCCUGGUUAGCGGAGGCAUUGGGGCCCUGGUGCGACUGAAGUCUCUCCAAGGGGACAAACUGGAAGUCAGCUCGAAAAACAAUGCGGUGAGUGUCAAUAAGGAACCUGUUGCUGAAACCGACAUCAUGGCCACAAACGGUGUGGUGUAUGCCAUCAACACUGUUCUGCAACCGCCAGCCAACCGGCCACAAGAACGGGGAGACGAGUUGGCAGACUCUGCCCUCGAAAUCUUCAAGCAGGCGUCAGCCUAUUCCAGGGUAUGUGUUCCCCACCACCACCAGUGAGCCACAGCUGAGGAGGGCAGCCCUGGGAUCGACCUCCCCCAUGGGGGCAGCUAACCCGUGUGUUAGCCACCUGGCUGUCGGGCCUCCGAAUUCGUCUUCGGUUUCCAAGGCUAACCUAUCUUCUGCAGUGUGUGGUUACUUUGGCGUGUGUGGAGUUGGGUCAGGCGAAGCCCGUUAGGACUUACUAAAGCUUUGGUCUCUAGAGAAGAGGUUUCAGGGUAGAGCCCUGAUCCCGGAGGCUGGAGCCCUCACAUGGGCAGUCUGCUUUUGAACAGAGAUCUCCAGAAGGGCUGAACUCGUAUCUUGGGAGACGCUUCAGCUGACAGCUGACACUCCAGCUCUAAGCUCUGGUCUCAGUGGAGACGCUUAGCUUGGGGUCCCCCAGGGAUGUCUACCUUCUAUAUCAGUGCCCGUUUGAGAGGAGGCUUGUACAGUCAAGGGCUACUACCUGAGGGGGUUCUUUGGAGCCUGUGGGUUCAAGUUUUCCCCUUCUCUACCUCAGCCUUUGUUUUGAGUGAGGCCAGUGCAGUGUAAAGCCCCUCUAUAUGCAGGUUCUGUGACAAGAGGUACUAAGAAACCUGACGCCUUAGGCAGGCGUAGCAAGGGGGAAAAAAAAAACAAAAGCGAAGGAAAUCCUGACUUGUUC
Messenger RNA from Rattus rattus (black rat), 2749 nucleotides. RefSeq names its product transforming growth factor beta induced (gene Tgfbi). Gene Ontology annotation, cellular component: extracellular matrix. The transcript is spliced from 15 exons. Gene Ontology annotation, biological process: extracellular matrix organization; cell adhesion. Gene Ontology annotation, molecular function: cell adhesion molecule binding. The record is from RefSeq and is a predicted model, not a curated record. Bases 91 to 2103 code for a protein of 670 amino acids. NCBI's taxonomy places the organism in Eukaryota, Metazoa, Chordata, Mammalia, Rodentia, Muridae.